Molecule: messenger RNA, 1224 nt
Organism: Aspergillus terreus NIH2624
Lineage: Eukaryota; Fungi; Ascomycota; Eurotiomycetes; Eurotiales; Aspergillaceae
Exons: 3
Coding region: 1-1224 (407 amino acids)
Source: RefSeq, a predicted model, not a curated record
AUGGCAUACUUUCUCUUUCCUGCAACAGCCAGCGCACCCAUGGGCCUUCGCCCGCGAAAUUGUUAUGGCACCGUGCUCACGGACAUUGUUCGCGCAUCCUCCGACGCCAUCGACGCCUUAACGCUUUAUCGCCGUCUGAUAUUUGCUAAUGAUGCCUAUGUUGAUAACGCUGGGUUCACUGCGUUUGAUGCACAUGUCGGUGACACCUCCUGCCAGCUGCGAGCUGGGAUGCUCCUCGACUUGACCAAGAAGCAUAGGCACUGGGCCUUGAGCAGCAGCGACAAGGAAGCGUCCUGGCUCGAUAAAUACAUCGAACGGCUCACCAGCGUGCGCGAUGGAGCCCGGAAGAUGCUGGCCAAGCUCACCAUCGAGCGCGUUCACCCGGAGAAACUGGGGAUUGGUCCCAAGAAGGAUAAUCCGGACGGCCUACUCCGCCGCUUGGGAUGGGACGAGCAGGAAAUCUUGAGUUCGAUUACGACUCUCUAUCCAAUAUCUCAGGCAAAAAUGCCACGGGCCCACGAAGGCUGUCUAAACGGCUGGGAUUUGACGGAAGGGCAGCAGGGGCAGCAGGUCACUAAGUGCCCGGAGAAUGCCUUGUGGCAGAUUCACAAUGAUCCGGCCGUACUGAGCAGCUCUAUUGCUCACCACGAAGACAGAACCGUGGUGAUUGUGGAUGAUAUCGACGUCAGGCCACGAGCGGAAACGGCCUCGCCGUCAUGUGAAUCCACGGCAUCAUCCAACGAAGGAGUGGAUGGGAUUGAAUGGAAUCCACUAUGCGCAUGGACGAUGGUCCGCUUCCUCACCUACUGUUUUGUUCUUUCCAAGUACAAGGGCUUCCGUCGGUUCCAGCACGUUGUGGGGGCGCGCAUCGAUCCUCAAGCAGCGAUCCAGGCAGGUGACGAAAUGGUGCGCGAUGUGUGGGACUAUAGUCUCCGCGACUACAAGUAUUCAAAAGCCACUCGCCGAAUCGAGCUGGAGUUUGGGCUCUUGCAGAGCUGGGUGUCGAAAUUGAGUUCUGCAUGGCUGUAUGAUAUUGCAAAGGCAUCAUCAGCCUCGCCUGGAAUGGAAAGUUUGAUGAUGCGUACCCAUCCGGACCUCUUCAACCAACCUAACCUGCAUCCCGACGUUACCACUCCAACUUUUUCUUUGCCACGCUCACGCUCGAAAGCACGAAUGCAACAACGGACCGAGAUGGUCUCCCGCUACCCCUCAAGCAGAAAGUGA